AUGCUCUCCAUCGGUGGCGGAGCAGGCGGUUACUACCUUUCCUCGUCCCAGGACGCUAAGAAUGUCGCGACGUACCUAUGGAACAACUUCUUAGGAGGUACGUCAUCUUCGCGGCCUCUCGGUGAUGCAGUCCUCGAUGGCAUCGACUUCGAUAUCGAGGGCGGUACACCCCUGCACUGGGACGAUCUUGCAAGGUUCCUAAAAGGGUAUAGCAACUCCGGCAGGAGAGUGUACUUGACUGCCGCGCCACAGUGCCCUUUCCCUGAUGCAUGGGUGGGAGGCGCCCUCAACACCGGUCUCUUUGACUAUGUGUGGGUGCAGUUCUACAACAAUGCUCCUUGCCAAUAUACUUCAGGAAGCACUUCCAAUCUAGCUGAUUCAUGGAAGCAGUGGUUGACCGUUCCUGCAAAGCAGAUCUUCCUUGGUCUACCGGCAUCACCUGAGGCUGCUGGGAGCGGGUUCAUCCCGGCUGAUGACCUAAAGUCUGAUGUUCUCCCAUUGAUCAAGAGUGCGGGGAAGUAUGGUGGGAUCAUGUUGUGGUCCAAGUAUUAUGAUGACCAGGAUGGCUAUAGCUCUUCGGUGAAGAAUGAUGUUUGA
Molecule: messenger RNA, 597 nt
Organism: Triticum turgidum subsp. durum (durum wheat)
Lineage: Eukaryota; Viridiplantae; Streptophyta; Magnoliopsida; Poales; Poaceae
Source: the annotation of a GenBank genome assembly